CAAUUUGCAGGUCGUUUACGGCUCUGGAUUCGCUUACGAUGCAGAUUUCUGUGAGAUUUCCGCUCGAUGCUGCACCGAGAGGCAGGGAAUACCUCCAUCCUAAUGUCAAUGUACUGUGUUUGCGCGCACCAGGAUGUAAUUACACCAACCGGCUUUCGUUUAAAUGCAACAUCCACCGGUUCAUUUUAACUUGUCAACCAGACAUCUUCUCGCUGUUGCUCUUAAAGAUCAGUUGUUGUUUUUUGGGGGGGCUUUUUUAUUUUCCCGGUGAGCUGGUAAACCUGGGAAAGCUUUUCCUGUACCUCCGGUCGUCCUGAUAAACAGGUACAGCGUGUAGCCUUUUAUGCGCCUGCUUUGACCCCAGUGUGAUAGUUCAGUGGACUAAAUGCGCUGGAGCGACGUCCAUUCAUAGUCAGGCUUUUAAUCCGGUCUAAUGAGAUAGAGACUGCGGUCAGCGAGGGAGUGAGUGCGGGGAUGUUGAAGAGAGAUUCGCCUCUCAGGUCCGAGCUGUGUCAGGAGUCUCCGUCCUGUCUAUGUAUGUAUGUAUGUGUGCGGAUGUAUGUGUGCGCGCGCGCUGUAGCUGCAGCACAGGGAGGAAAAAGGUGAUGAUGCUGUCUGGCAGCUCGCGCUCAGGACGGAUAACGAUGAAGAUGAUGGCGAUGAUGUCAUUGGUGCUCUGGUGGCGGCAGGUUUGUGGUGACAGUCGCGGUGAGAGGUGAGGUGGAAGCAGGACUGCCAUAGCUGCCACAACCAUCAUCAUCAUCAUCAUCACCAUCAUCAUCAUUUGAUUGAGUGACCAUUCUGAAGAAUAGGUUAUAAUCACUUAUCGAAGUCAUACUAUAGCUGAUUGGAUGCUUCUUAUGAAAGAUGCAUCACUCAUCACAUUAAAAGGUGCAUGUCUCCAUUUCGCAAAUAUAAAUCAGAGUUGCAAAGUAACUAAAUGCAUUCACGUCCAAAUACUUAACUUAAGCAUUGUUUUGAAUGUAGAACUAUUUAUGGUGUGAGACCUUUCACUCCGCUACAUUACUAUUGUGAUUUGUGUGGCAGGCUUGAGGGUUUCCCCAAACAGCUGCUGCGAGCUUAACGCCAGCGACUCAGCUCUGGCUUGUCAGGCGGGGGCAUCGUCCAUGUGGGCGUCAUGCUGUGGACUGCUGAACGAGGUGAUGGGCACGGGCACGGUGCGGGCGCAGCAGCCAGGGUUCGGAGCAGGGGCGGGGCCCUUCCGCUUCGCCCCCAGUGCCGGGUACUCCACCUACCCCCCCACCAGCUCAGGGAGCGCCGGACAGCUGUGCAAGGCCUGCGGACUGGCCUUCUCCGUCUUCAGACGCAAGCACAUCUGCUGUGAUUGUAAGAAGAGCUUCUGCGCCCUGUGCUCGGUGCUUCAGGAGAACCUGCGCUGCUGUAUGACCUGCCACCUGCUGCGCGGCACGGCCUUCCAGAGGCCUCGGCUCAUGCAGCUCCGAGUGAAAGACCUGCGCCAGUACCUGCUGCUGCGCAACAUCUCCACCGACACGUGCAGGGAGAAACAGGACCUGGUGGACCUGGUGCUCUGUCAUCAGGGGACGAGGGAAUCCCCGAGACCGGUGGCGGAGAACCAGGACGAGGAGGAAGAGGACGAGGAGGAGGAGGAAGACGAAGAGGACACGCAUGAGGAGGAGGAAGAGGAGGAGGAGGAAGAAGAUGAAGGGGGAGAGGACACAGACAGCCUGCACUCGCUCCCCCACUCGCGCGCCACCUCGCCCCCCUCGGCCACGCGCUCCGCCUCCGAACAGUCGGUGAUCUCCGCCUCUCAGGGAGACGUGCUCAGCCCAAGUGACAGCUCAGGAACCAGCAGCCAGGAGCAGGAGGAUACUCCAACAGCGUCUCUCUUGAACCUGGAGCCCACCGACAAUUUCAUAGAGGUCAGUCCGGCGACACAGAGGAGGAUCAGGGCCUCGCUGUCUGAUCUGGACAAUGAAGAGGCGAUAGAAAACCUCUCCGUCCGCCAGCUGAAAGAGAUUCUCGCCAGGAACUUUGUCAAUUACUCCGGCUGCUGUGAGAAGUGGGAGCUGCUGGAGAGAGUGCAUCGACUCUACAGAGAAAAUGAGCAGAACAGGAAGUCCAUGGAAAAUGUGAGCAUAACUGCAGUGGUUGCAUAUCCUCCACCUCUCAGCAAAAGUGGAGUUGGAGAUGGUGUCAAGGCUCAGCUGGCGGCUGAUGAAAACUUGUGUCGCAUCUGCAUGGACGCCAUCAUCGACUGCGUGCUGCUGGAAUGUGGUCACAUGGUAACCUGCACCAAAUGUGGAAAGAGGAUGAGCGAGUGCCCCAUCUGCAGGCAGUACGUAGUGCGGGCCGUGCACGUCUUCAAGUCUUAAAACUGUGCUCGUCAGAGCGGCCCUCAGGCGCACUUGUGGCCAGAGCCAUGAAUUUAUCACUGAGGAUGAACUACUGUGCAUGACGUCUCACAGGGCCUAAUGCUGCAGCAGGUCCGAGCAACUUCCCGGUCUUUGAAACCAGACUGUUGCCUCCGGACUACCAUGGUCCCCCCCCCAUCCUCCCUUACUAACUCAUGUUCCAGCCCCACUUCUCCUCCCUGUUGGACCGUCAUCAGCUGCACCGGGACACUCACUCUCUCUCUCUUUGGUCUGUUAAACACACAGCAGAAAGCUCUGCCAUCACUUUCUGCUCUCCAUUCUCUGUUUAGUUUGUACUCACGGGAGAGGAGAGGAAGUGGUCCCAUGGAUACUUGAAGAGGAUCAGGUUGUUCUGUAAGGUGAAGAGAAGCAGACAAAUAUAAGAUCCCAGGGUUAGAGUCAAUAGGGUUUACACAGUCAUGCCACAUGACGCCGUGUUAUCUCCCUCAGUGUUCUUUUAGGAUGUGCAAUAUUUAAAAGAAGAGACUUACAUGUGUUUUUAUUAAAUGUCUAUUUGUUAAUCCGAACACCACAAGCACCGGGUCAUCUCGUCUCGCACACAGGAGGGUGCAAGGUGCCAAACGUCAUGCCUUUUGAUCGAUAUUUGGUUCAGAUUUCUUGGUGUAUUCAUCUCAUAACCAGCAAGCUUGGUGUGAUAGUUUACUCUUUUUUUUCUGAAAUGUACUUUAGGAAAUAGGUGUGAAACAUUUGAACGCUUGCUGCGUAAAGGACGUGAUUGUUUCCUCGUCAAUAAAUGAAGUGCACAGUUAUGAUUUCUGCCGAAGACACGAAUAGUAACGAAUGCCGAGCUGUUGAGCGUGAAGGUUCAUUUGUCACCUUUUGAAACAGCAGUUUGAGGGGGGGAAAAUAUCAAAUCUGAACUCAAGGCCCACUUACUAGCUCUUUCCUGGGCUUUCAAAAUUUACAAACUUCAUCAGCAGGUGGAGUUUGCUCGAUUGUCAUGGAGACGGGUCAGCCUCCGUGACCGAAGGUGGUCGUAUAUGACGGAGAGAUCAUUUAAACGGUCUCAUCCUUCUCCUGAGGAAGACCACGAGACAAGAACAAGCUAAUAAGUGGACCUUGAGUGAAGAUUUUUUUAAAGACUCAUCCCCCUUUCAUUUUAAAGAACUGCCACCAAGCGAUUCCAUUUAGUCUCCAAGUCUACCAAGUGUCUUUCUUUGAUUGUGUUGUCCGUUAAUGUGUCGAUGAUCUUAGGUAGGUGACCGGUGCUACUUUCUCUUUCCUGAGUGUAACAUCAACAUACCUCUUGACAUGUUGUCAAGGCCUCCUUCCAAAAUGUCCAUCACAGAGUGAGGGGCAGAGAAAGCCUGGUUUACUUUAACCUGUUAUGCAAAUGAAACACUUUUGUUUUCUUGUCAUGAGAUCCAGUAAACUCAGAUGUCACUAAAAUAUGUGUGUACAGUAUGGCUGAGUUACUUUUGAAAAAAGAAGCUGAAUUGCAGUUAAGUGAAUCGCAUAGAUAGCUUAUAUUGUUGUUUACUUAUAAGUCAUUAAAUGUAUAUUUUUCCAUUUACUUGGGAGGCGACAUGAUUUAAAAUUAUAAGAUAAAAUAUACCUUUUUUUCAGAAUGUAUCUCUGCUGAUUUUGGUCAGACGAGUUCCUCAGUUCUCUGCUCACGUCACUCUCUCACCAUUAAAGUUGCGUCAGUCAUGGUCUCGCUUUCGAGCACUUUUUGUCGCCGUCUGCUUCGGAUCCAAAACCGACACGGACACCAUGCUCUGUAACUCUGUAAGUCUGUUUGUUGAUGCUGCCGGUUCUCAAAGAUGUCAUUCAUUGGGCAGCUACAGUAUUAUCAGAGUAGGAGGUUAUCAUGAGCACUCAUAAUCCUGGAUCUUUACAUUUUGAAAUGUUGAACCUUUUUAUUUUGGUAAACAAGAGAAAAAAAGUGAUUUAUUAGAUUCAAUAAAAUGCAGAACUACCUACAAACCAGAAAGUAAAAACCUGCUCUUCAUUUUGUAACCGGCUUGAUUUUGUUCUCCUACAGCCAACAUAGUGGUUGUCAUACAGUUAAAGUUCACUUAUAAAUAAUAACACUAAUGUGAUAACAGCAAUAUAUAAUAACUCACACACAGCUCAGUAUUUAAAAUGAAUUUAAUAUCUCAAGGGUUGACUUAACUUUUCCUAGAGGCUUUACAUGUGCAUAAUGUACAGACUGCACAUUUACUGUAAUGUACUAAAAUAUUUCAUGAAGACAUGUUGCUUUAAUAAAAAACAAACAAAUAAGAUGCAAAUGUAAACCCAUCCACUGAACUGUAUCAAGUGCUAGUCAAAAAGACUAUCUUUAAAAAAGUUUAGUUUUCAAGAAAAAUGUAAACCUAUCAAAUAAUUUAACUGUUGAGUCCGACAUCUGUUAGACUAAGUUCCAAUAGCAAAAUUAGCAACUUUUAAUAUAACUUUUAAUAUUAGGAUGAUGAAUAAAUGUGUAAGAAACAACACUUGUGAAAAUGCUACUAAACUGAUGCGCUAUAGGUUGACAAGUACUUUAUCUUCAGAUCUUUAACUCAAUAAAACUUUAAAGAAAACAACCGGUGUUAAGAAAUAUAUAUAUUUUAUACGUAUUAGUCUCUAGGAAAAAAAGAACAAACAAAAUCACAUUUGCACAAACCUUUCAGGAAAGGUGUGUUUUCCAAAUGGCAGAGGCUCAGUGACAGGAUUGCGAUCCUCUUUCAUACUCUGGUAAAAACUCUACUUGAUUGGUUUACUGACACUGGCUUUAUAUCUUUUAAAUAAAAUAUAUUCAUCUCUGCCCUUGGAAACAGAAUACUAUACUGCUCACUUACUAUAAUCACAUUUCUGGGGUCAGGAGGAUUUUGAAAUAUACAGUAUUCAUUUCUUUCAGCGUCUUGGCCUGUUUGACUGAGUUAAUCAUGUCUGCCUCGUCCAAAAGAUGUAUGCAAAUGUCACAUCUCAUUCUGCUGAUUGUUGCUUCUUUCUUUCUUUUUUUGCAUGAUUCAGCACUGAGUCCCUUUCUUCUUUUAUCAUGUGGAGUUCAGCUGAUGGGAGUAAACAGAUGAUUAUAUUGUUUCAGUUACUAACCCUAUUGCCUGCGGUGUAAACAUGCGUCUUUGCUGCAUGCAGAGCUAAAACGCGUCCUUUCACAAAGCAACAAUAAUACUAAAG
Molecule: messenger RNA, 5534 nt
Organism: Anarrhichthys ocellatus (wolf-eel)
Lineage: Eukaryota; Metazoa; Chordata; Actinopteri; Perciformes; Anarhichadidae
Gene: rnf34b
Product: ring finger protein 34b
Exons: 8
Coding region: 1128-2354 (408 amino acids)
Biological process (GO): proteasome-mediated ubiquitin-dependent protein catabolic process; negative regulation of extrinsic apoptotic signaling pathway via death domain receptors; protein K48-linked ubiquitination
Cellular component (GO): plasma membrane; cytoplasm
Molecular function (GO): ubiquitin protein ligase activity
Source: RefSeq, a predicted model, not a curated record